CGCUGAGCCAGGUGAGCGCCGGCGGCGUGGCGGCGCGUGGGUGCGUGCGAGCGGGAUCCACAGGGGUGCCAUUGAAGAGACUCAACCAUGGAAGGCACGCCGUUGGUGACAUCAAAGCAGAAGACUGAAGUGGUGUGUGGGGUCCCCACUCAGGUGGUCUGCACAGCCUUUAGCAGUCACAUCCUGGUGGUGGUGACUCAGUUUGGGAAGAUGGGUACGCUGGUCUCCCUGGAGCCCACCAAUGUGGCCAGUGACAUCAGCAAGCCUCUGCUUACUACAAAAGUCCUCCUUGGACAGGACGAGCCCCUCAUCCACGUCUAUGCAAAGAACCUGGUGACAUUUGUGUCUCAAGAAGCUGGAAACAGAGCGGUCCUCCUUGCGAUGGCCGUGAAGGACAGAAGCAUGGAGGGGCUGAAGGCCUUGAAGGAGGUGAUACAGACGUGCCAGGUGUGGUGACCCUGGAGUUAGCGGCCACACCUGCUGCUCAGCGGGGCCAGGUGAAAACUCAGACCCCUCCGGGCGACUUGAAGACGACCCUGCCUUCAGUCCAUCAGGAGGAGGAACUGGAGCCAGAAGAAAUUCUCCUGUCUCCGGCAGACUUCUCUUUGGCUGCUGAUACCAUCCGUGGAUGGUGGGAGGAUGUGGGGUGUUGGGAGACUCGUGAUUGGUCCUCACCAGGGUCCAAGGAGUUGCACAUACUUGAUAAUGGAAAGAAUGGUCGUGCCAGUUGAUGUACAGAAUCAGUUAUUGGAGGAGAAUCUGUUUGUACAAAUAAGCACAUAAC
This is a messenger RNA of Rhinolophus ferrumequinum (greater horseshoe bat), 784 nucleotides long. RefSeq names its product proteasome assembly chaperone 3 (gene PSMG3). The record is from RefSeq and is a predicted model, not a curated record. The transcript is spliced from 3 exons. Gene Ontology annotation, biological process: proteasome assembly. Lineage: Eukaryota; Metazoa; Chordata; Mammalia; Chiroptera; Rhinolophidae. The coding region runs from base 88 to 456 and encodes 122 amino acids.